AUGGCGCCGCCGCGGCUGUGGACUCCCCAAUCUGGAAAUGGGAAACAUCAGGUGCAGGAACGGGUUGAUAGAUUGCAGAUUGGAUCUCGAACCGCGACUGGAGUUGAUGAGGAGGGCACGCAUUCUGAUACUGAUUCUCUUGUGGCACCGAGUGAUAGCAGCUAUGAUAGUGAUUUGGCUGCAUCAUUUGACUCUGCUGAUGGUUGCUCUGACCCAGAAUUUGACCCUGAUGGUGAAGUAUUUGAUGAUGAUGAUGAAUAUGAUCCUCCCCCCUUUUCAUAUGAUGUCGAUGAUCCAACUAUUGAUGUAGGUAUUGUGUUCCUAGAUGUGGAUCAGUGCAAAUCUGCAGUAACCCAUCAUGCUAUCUUGAAUGAUCAUGCUUAUCAGAUUGUGAAAAAGGAUAGACGAAGGUUUAGAGCCAUAUGCAAGAGGGCCAAAGAAGGUUGUAAUUGGAAGUUUUUUGCAUCUACGAGCAAGAAGUACCUUGGAUGCAAGGUUAAGAUGAGUGGACCAAAGCAUACAUGUGGUUCAUUCAAUAAUUGCGGUGAAACGAUGGCCUCCAACAAAUGGGUAGCCCAAAGAGUGGUUGACUUGUUGCGGGACGACCCUGAAAUGGGACCAAAGGAGUUGCAAGAUAGGCUAAAAAAGAAGUACUCCAUUGAAAUUCCAUAUGAUAGAGUUGUGAGAGGCAAGAUGAGAGCAAUGGACACCAUAUAUGGGAAGUGGGCUGACAGUUAUGAUUUGCUACCUACCUAUCAAGCUGAGCUUUUGAGAGUGGUACCUGGCAGUAUUGUUGAGAUAGACACUGAAGAAGAUGACAAUGGCUAUGUAUGUUUCAGCAGGUCCUUUGUUGCUCUUAAACCAUGCAUUGAUGGGUUUUUGCAAGGAUGUAGGCCUUAUAUUGCCAUGGAUGCCACACAUUUGACAGGGAGAUCUCGGGGUCCAUUAGCAGCAGCUGUUGCAGUGGAUGGUGAGAAUAGGCUAUUUCCAGUUGCUUAUGGAGUGAUUGAGACUGAGUACAAGGAAAGUUGGAGUUGGUUUGUCAAUAACUUGAAGAAGGCUAUGGGUACUCCUUCAGGCUUGGUCAUUAGUAUAGAUGCGGGGAAAGGAAUAGAGGGGGCUGUAGAUGAUGUGUACCCUGGAGUUGAACAUAGAGAGUGCAUGAGGCAUUUGUGGAAGAACAUGAAGAAAAAUGGUUAUACUGGUGAGCUUUAUGGUAAGAGUAUGUGGGCUGCAGCUAAGAGCUUCACAAUUGACAAGUUCAAUUACUUUAUGGGAAAGAUAGAGGAGAAGGAUCCUAGUGCACUUGCUUGGUUGGAUGACAAUCAUCCAUAUGUGUGGAGUAGAAGCAAAUUCUUUGAAAAUUGCAAGGUAGAUUACAUCAACAACAACCUCUCUGAGUCCUUCAAUAUCUGGGUGUCAAAAACAAAGGAUUUUCAAAUUGUGGAUAUGCAUGAUAAGAUAAGACAGAUGAUCAUUGGAAAAUUUGUUUUGAGAGCCAAGAUUGCCAGUAACAUGACAGGAACAAUCAUCCCAUUUAUCAUAGUAGCCCUAAAUGCUAAAGUUAAGAGUAUAAAGGGCCAUGAGAUUUAG
This is a messenger RNA of Panicum virgatum (switchgrass), 1593 nucleotides long. RefSeq lists its product as uncharacterized. Bases 1 to 1593 code for a protein of 530 amino acids. Gene Ontology annotation, biological process: DNA transposition. Gene Ontology annotation, molecular function: DNA binding; transposase activity. The transcript is spliced from 4 exons. NCBI's taxonomy places the organism in Eukaryota, Viridiplantae, Streptophyta, Magnoliopsida, Poales, Poaceae. The record is from RefSeq and is a predicted model, not a curated record.